CCCCGCCGCGCGCCCCGGCCGUCGGGCGCACCGCCAGGGCCGGGGAGGGGCCGCGAGAGGGCGGGGGCCGGGCCGGGCUGCGCCUCGCCGGCCGCUCGGGCAGCUCCGGGGGCCGCGGAUCUCCGAGAAGAACACUUGCCCCGGGGAUCUGUCGCUUCGCGAGCGCCAUCGGAGCGCUGGCCAUGAGAGCUCUAUGGAUGGCGCUGUGUGCCCUGGCGCGCCUGUGGCCCGGGGCCCUGGCCGGCUGCUCCGAGGCCGGGCGCUGCUGUCCGGGCCGGGACCCUUCCUGCUUUGCCCGCGGCUGGAGGCUGGACAGGGUCUACGGCACGUGCUUCUGUGACCAAGCCUGUCGCCUCACCGGGGACUGCUGCUUCGACUACGACAGGGCGUGCCCAGCUCGCCCGUGCUUCGUGGGGGAGUGGAGCCCCUGGAGCGGUUGUGCGGACGAGUGCAAGCCCACAAGCCGCGUGCGGAGGCGCUCGGUGCGGCAGGAGCCUCAGAACGGCGGCGCGCCCUGCCCGCCCCUGGAAGAGCGAGCCGGCUGCCUGGAGUACUCCACGCCGCAGGGCCGGGACUGCGCGCACGCCUUCGUCCCUGCCUUUAUAACUACCUCUGCAUUCAACAAGGAGAGGACGAGGCGAGCUGCAUCUCCACAGUGGUCCACUCACACAGAGGAUGCCGGGUACUGUAUGGAGUUCAAGACAGAGUCCUUGACUCCUCACUGUGCUCUGGAAAACCGGCCACUGACCCGAUGGAUGCAGUAUCUCCGAGAGGGAUACACAGUGUGUGUAGAUUGUCAACCUCCAGCGAUGAACGCUGUGAGCCUUCGCUGUUCUGGCGAUGGCCUGGACUCUGACGGAAAUCAAACUCUCCAUUGGCAAGCAAUUGGCAAUCCUCGAUGUCAAGGAACUUGGAAAAAAGUGCGGAAAGUAGACCAAUGUUCUUGUCCAGCUGUUCACAGUUUUAUUUUUAUAUAGAUUGUGAUCGAAAUGUUUCAAAAUGCAUUUGGAAACAUGAUAAAAACUAUCAAGUCAUGUUCAGUGCUUCCUAAACCUUCAAAAAUUGCUUGGCCAAAGUCCCUGGAUACAUGUCCUUGUCAUACUCUCAAGUAGAGAAACAAAGUUUAGGGGCCAAUUCUUAAGGAACACUGUGUCUUCAUUUUUGUUUUUACUAAGUCGAGGACUCACUCUAAAAGCUCCUGUGGUUUUAUGUCUUUGAUCCUCCAUCUGGGGUCCUCUCAUGCAGCAGGUGACCAUGAGACACAGAAUGUCUGUUUGCUAAAUUAAAAUU
Messenger RNA from Otolemur garnettii (small-eared galago), 1290 nucleotides. RefSeq names its product somatomedin B and thrombospondin type 1 domain containing (gene SBSPON). The record is from RefSeq and is a predicted model, not a curated record. Lineage: Eukaryota; Metazoa; Chordata; Mammalia; Primates; Galagidae. The coding region runs from base 183 to 977 and encodes 264 amino acids. The transcript has 5 exons.